AUGCCUGUCCUUCCGGAGGCGAGGGCGGCGGGACGAGCUGUGGCCCUGGCCCUGGUGCUGCUGUUCCCCGCCGUGCCAGCGGGCGCCGGCGCCCUGCUCCGCCUUCAGCCCAGCAUAACUGUCUACUACACGGGCUACAGGCAGGUGUACGCCAUGGAGGCCCAGACCGUGCUGAGGUGCUGCCCAGGGUGGAGCCAGCAGCCCGGCCACCAGGGCUGCCUCUCCGCUGAAUGCAGCGCUGGUCUCUGUUUCAAUGGUGGCAACUGCGUGCCCGGCUCCGCCCAGCUGUGCCACUGUCCUCAAGGCUUCCAGGGUCCCCGCUGUCAGUAUGAUGUGAAUGAGUGUGCCGCCGGCAACGGGGGCUGUGAAGGCCUGUGCUGCAACACCAUAGGAGGCUUCUACUGCCGCUGCCCCCCCGGCCACCAGCUGCAGGGAGAUGGCAAGACCUGCCGAGAUGUGGAUGAGUGCCUGAUGCACAACGGCGGCUGCCAUCACAGGUGUGUGAACACGCCAGGCUCCUACCUCUGCGAGUGCAAGUUCGGCUUCCGGCUUCACGCGGACGGCAGGACCUGCCUGGCCAUCAACUCCUGUGCCAUGGGCAAUGGUGGCUGCCAGCACGACUGUGUCCAGCUCACGGUGACCCAGCACCGGUGCCAGUGCCGGCCUGAGUUCCAGCUCCAGGAGGACGGCAAGCGCUGUGUCCGGAGAAACCCGUGUGCAGACCGGAACGGUGGCUGCAUGCACACGUGCCAGGCGCUCCGGGGCCUCGCCCACUGCGAGUGCCACGCAGGAUACCGGCUGGCCGCGGACCGCAAGGCCUGCGAAGACGUGGACGAAUGUGCCACGGGGCUGGCCCAGUGUGCCCACAGCUGCCUCAACACUCGCGGGUCCUUUAAGUGUGUGUGCCACACAGGCUACGAACUGGGGGCCGACAGCCGGCAGUGCUACAGGAUUGAGAUGGAGAUUGUGAACAGCUGCGAGGCCAACAAUGGCGGCUGCUCCCACAGCUGCAGCCACAGCAGCGGGGGGCCCCUGUGCUCCUGCCCCGGAGGCUACGAGCUGGACGAGGACCAGAAGACGUGUGUCGACAUUGACGACUGUGCCGACUCACCAUGCUGCCAGCAGGUCUGCACCAACAGCCCUGGCGGGUACGAGUGCAGCUGCUACGCCGGCUACCAGCUCAGCCAUGAUGGGUGCGGGUGUGAGGACGUGGACGAGUGUGCGUCCAGCCGAGGCGGCUGUGAGCACCACUGCAUCAACCUGGUCGGCUCCUUCCAGUGUUCCUGUGAGGUUGGCUUCCGGCUGGACGAGGACCGCAGGGGCUGCACCUCCCUGGAGGUGGCCGAGGUGGACCUGGAUGGCCAGCUGCCCUUCGUGCGGCCCCUCCCACACGUCUCGGUGCUGCGGGACCAGCUGCCCCACCUCUUCCAGGAUGACUACAUGGGCGCCGAGGAGGAGGAGGAGGCAGAGGCCCGGGGCGAACACACGCUGGCGGAGAAGUUUGUCUGCCUGGAUGACUCCUUCGGCCCAGACUGCAGCCUGACCUGUGAUGACUGCAGGAAUGGAGGGGCCUGCCUCCCGGGCCUGGACGGCUGCGACUGCCCCGAGGGCUGGACCGGGCUUGUCUGCAACGAGACUUGUCCUCCGGACACCUUCGGGAAGAACUGCAGCUCGUCCUGCAGCUGUCAGAACGGUGGGGCCUGCGACCCCGUGACGGGGGCCUGCCGCUGCCCUCCAGGCGUCAGUGGAGCCCACUGUGAGGAUGGCUGCCCCAAGGGUUUCUACGGCAAACAGUGCCUCAAGAAGUGUAACUGUGCCAACCAGGGCCGCUGCCACCGCCUCUAUGGGGCCUGCCUCUGUGACCCAGGUCUCUACGGCCGCUACUGCCGCCUGGCCUGCCCGCCGUGGGCCUUCGGGCCGGGCUGCUCUGAGGAGUGCAGGUGUGAGCAGCGGAACACGCAGGCGUGCGACAGCCGGGACGGCAGCUGUCUCUGCAAGGCGGGCUUCAGGGGCAAGCGGUGCCAGGACGAGUGUGAGCCUGGCUUUUUCGGGCCGGGGUGUCGGCAGGCAUGUGUCUGUCCUCCGGGCUUGGACUGUGACCCCGUCAGUGGCGAGUGUGGGAAGCAGUGUCCUGCUGGCUACCGGGGGAAGGAUUGUGACCAAGAAUGCCCAGCGGGGACGUUUGGUGUGAACUGCUCAGGCUCCUGCUCCUGUAGCGGGGCCCCAUGCGACAGGGUCACGGGGCAGUGCCUGUGCCCACCUGGGAGGACCGGGGAUGACUGCGGGGCAGAUUGCCCCGAGGGCCGCUGGGGGCUUGGCUGCCAGGAGAUCUGCCCUGCAUGCGAGCACAGUGCUGCCUGUGAGCCUGAGACUGGAGCCUGCCGGUGCCACCCCGGUUACACGGGCAGCCGCUGCCAGGACGUUUGCCCGGCAGGCUGGUUUGGGCUGGACUGCCACAUGAGGUGCUCCUGUGCCAAUGACGGGCACUGCCACCCAGUGACCGGACGUUGCAGUUGUGCCCCUGGGUGGACCGGCCUCAGCUGCCAGUCAGCCUGUGACAGCGGGCACUGGGGACCUGACUGCAGCCACGCCUGCAACUGCAGCGCAGGCCAUGGGAGCUGCGACGCUGGCAGCGGCCUGUGCCUGUGCGAGGCCGGCUACGUGGGCCCGCGGUGCGAGCAGCGGUGUCCCCAGGGCCGCUUUGGGCCGGGCUGUGGGCGGCGGUGCCAGUGUGAGCACGGGGCAGCCUGUGACCACGUCAGCGGGGCCUGCACCUGUCCGGCUGGCUGGAGAGGCACUUUCUGCGAGCUCGCCUGCCCGGCCGGCUUCUUUGGACUGGACUGCCAUCGUGCCUGUGACUGUACUGCGGGGACCCCCUGUGACGCUGUGAGCGGCACCUGCCUCUGUCCUGCUGGCCGCCGGGGCCCCCGCUGCGCCCAGACCUGCCCAGCCCUCACCUAUGGGCACAACUGCAGCCAGGCCUGCUCCUGCUUCAAUGGGGCCUCCUGUGACCCGGUACAUGGGCAGUGCCACUGUGGCCCUGGCUGGACGGGCCCCACCUGCCUGCAGGCCUGCCCCGAGGGUCUGCACGGCGAGAAUUGUCAGCAUUCCUGCCUCUGCCAGAACGGGGGCUCCUGUGACCCUGUCUCAGGCUACUGCACCUGCCCAGAGGGCUGGACCGGCCUGGCCUGUGAGAAGGAGUGCCUCCCAGGGCGCUUCGGAGCCGGCUGCCAGCACAGCUGCAGGUGUCUCAACGGCGGCCUCUGUGACCGGCACACGGGCCGCUGCCUCUGCCCGGCUGGCUGGACCGGAGACAAGUGCCAGAGACCCUGUGCCGGGGGCACGUUUGGGGCUCACUGCAAGGAACACUGUGCCUGCCGGCGGGGAGCCACCUGCCACCACGUCACCGGGGCCUGCCUCUGCACCCCAGGAUGGAGGGGUUUACUCUGCGAUAAUGCCUGUCCGCAUGGCUGGUUUGGAGAGGGUUGCACCCAGCGCUGCCAGUGCCCACCUGGCACGGCCUGCCACCACAUCACUGGGGAUUGCCGCUGUCCCCCAGGCUUCACUGGGUCUGGCUGUGAGCAGGCCUGCCCACCCAGCACCUUUGGGGACAGCUGUGGGCAGAAGUGCCAGUGUCCCGGCGGGAACCAGGCCUGCCACCCUGCCUCGGGGGCCUGCGUGUGCGCUGCUGGCUACCACGGCACCGGCUGCCAGCAACGUUGCCCACCCGGGCGCUUUGGGCCUGGCUGUGAGCAGCUGUGUGGAUGUCUCAACGGGGGCUCCUGUGACGCGGCCACGGGGGCCUGCCACUGCCCCGCUGGGUUCCUAGGGACAGACUGCAGCCUCACCUGUCCGCAGGGCCGCUUCGGCCCCAGCUGUGCGCACGUAUGCAGAUGUGGGCAGGGGGCAGCCUGUGACCCUGUGACUGGCACCUGCACCUGCCCCCCAGGGAGGACCGGCACCCACUGUGAGCGUGGCUGUCCGCAGAACCGGUUUGGCAUGAGCUGUGAGCACGUGUGCUCCUGCAGAAACGGAGGCCUGUGCCACGCUGCCAACGGCAGCUGCUCCUGUGGCCUGGGCUGGACGGGGCUGCACUGUGAGCUGGCCUGCCCUGCUGGGCGCUACGGGGCCGCCUGCCGCCUGGAGUGCUCUUGUCACAACAACGGCACCUGUGAGCCCGUCACGGGCGCCUGCCACUGCGGCCCUGGCUUCUACGGCCAGGCCUGCGAGCACUCCUGUCCCCCUGGCUUCCACGGGGCUGGCUGCCAGGGGGCGUGCAAGUGUCAGCAUGGAGCCCCCUGCCACCCCGUCAGCGGCCAGUGUCUCUGCCCCGCUGGCCUCCACGGCCCGCUCUGCGAGAGGGGGUGUGAGCCAGGCUCAUUCGGAGAGGGCUGCCGCCAGCGGUGUGACUGUGAGGGUGGGGCACCCUGCGACCCCGUCACUGGCCACUGCCUUUGCCCCCCAGGGCGCAUGGGGGCCACCUGUGACCUUGACUGCAGAGUGGGCUUUUUCGGGCCGGGCUGUGCCCUGCGCUGUGCCUGUGGGGGUGGGGCCGACUGCGACCCCGUCAGCGGGCAGUGCCACUGCGUGGAUGGCUACACAGGGCCCAUGUGCCGGCAAGGUGGGCCUCUCCAGCUCUCUGAGAUCCCGUCCCCAGCCCUGGGCCCAGCAGCCUCACACUCAGCCCCUCACAAACCAGCGCCCGGGAUACGCGGCAGGGCAGAGAGGCACUAGCUCAGAGGCAGCCCCUGCCGGGGACCACCUCCUGGGUGCCGCCAAAGGGACCCGAGGGCUUUGGUGACAACUAAAGAGAGACGCCCGUGGGCCAAGACUCCUGCUUAACCCUUGCCUCCAAGGGCUGUGGACAGCUGCACAGCCUCUCGCUCUGCAAGGAUCAUCUGACCUCGAGGAGGGAGGCCCCGCUGGGCCCGGCUCCACAGAGCCCAGACGAGUGGAGGGGCCUGGGCCAUACACCUGCGCCGGCCACCUGUGCUGAGGACGCCCGGCUCUUUGGGCUGCUGGGUCGGGACUGAGGGCAGGUGUGGACGCAGGUGCAGGCGUGGGGCCCUGCCCUGCGAGCAGGUUCUUUGGUGCUAGGCCCUGGGACUACUGCAGCUCAGCCUGUUUACCUGGAAUGUCGCCCAGCUGUAUUUAUAGGAUGGUAUUUAUGGGCAGCUGGACGCACUCGCUGCACCCCUGGGUGCUGGAAGGCUGCCCGUGUCCUUCCCUGCCCCAGAAAGCCCUGACUCAGGACUGUGUGGCCCUGGGGGGCCUCGGGGCGGUGGGCUCUGGUACCUUGUGAAAUCCAGUAAAUUAAGAGCA
Hipposideros armiger (great roundleaf bat) is the source of this 5322-nucleotide messenger RNA. It is a transcript of the gene MEGF6, whose product is annotated as multiple EGF like domains 6. The transcript is spliced from 38 exons. Gene Ontology annotation, molecular function: calcium ion binding; protein binding. The coding region runs from base 1 to 4734 and encodes 1577 amino acids. Lineage: Eukaryota; Metazoa; Chordata; Mammalia; Chiroptera; Hipposideridae. The record is from RefSeq and is a predicted model, not a curated record.